This is a messenger RNA of Zingiber officinale, 1430 nucleotides long. Its product is annotated as serpin-ZXA-like. The record is from RefSeq and is a predicted model, not a curated record. The transcript is spliced from 2 exons. Lineage: Eukaryota; Viridiplantae; Streptophyta; Magnoliopsida; Zingiberales; Zingiberaceae. Gene Ontology annotation, molecular function: serine-type endopeptidase inhibitor activity. The coding region runs from base 84 to 1307 and encodes 407 amino acids.
UCAAUGACUCAGUCACGCAAGCGCUCGUCUUCUCCACUCACCGACGUUCCAUUUUCCCUCCUCUGUCCCAGUCUCCUGUGAACAUGGCCCUGAGGGUGUUGAUCGGUCGCCAAACUUCCUUCGCCAUCUCCCUCUCGAAGCACGUCGGCGCGGCCAUCGCCUCCGACACCAACCUCGUAUUAUCUCCCUUGUCCGUCCAUCUCGCCCUCGCCCUCGUUGCUGCCGGCUCCAGUGGUUACACAUUCAACCAAACCGUCUCCUUCCUCGGCAUCAGAAGUGGAAAGCUAGCCGAUCUCAGCUCCCUCUCCUCGCAGAUAGUCGCACUCGUCCUUGCUGACGGGUUGCCAAGCGGUGGGCCAAGGGUUUCCUUCGCUAACGGAGUCUUCGUUGACUCUUCGCUGCCGCUGAAGCCAUCCUUUAAUGAUAUUGUCAUCAAUAAGUUUAAGGCGGAGGUCAACGCAGUGGAUUUCCAAACCAAUGCUGAUGUGGCUCUAAAUGAAGUUAACUCUUGGGUUGAAAACGUUACCUCAAACUUGAUCAAAGAGCUCCUCCCCCCUGGAUCUGUUGAUAAAGGCACUAGAUUGGUGUUGGGGAAUGCACUCUACUUCAAAGGCUCCUGGACUGAAAAGUUUGAUGCAUCCAAGACAUUGAACUCUGAAUUUUACCUGCUUAAUGGAACAUCAGUUGAAGUGGCUUUCAUAACUAGUACAAAAAAACAAUUUCUGUCCUCGUAUGAUGGAUUCAAGGUUCUUAGGCUUCCCUAUAAGCAAGGUAAAGAUAAAAGGUCAUUCUCCAUGUAUAUCUUCUUACCAGACGCAAAAGAUGGUCUAUGGGAUUUAGAGGAGAAGUUAAACAGUGAAUCUGAGCUCUUGACACGUUAUCUUCCCAUGCGAAAGGUCGAAGUGAAUAAAUUCAAGAUGCCCAAAUUCAAGAUAUCAUUCGGAUUUGAAGCAUCUGCUGUGUUGAAAGGUUUGGGUCUGGAUUCACCUUUCAGUGCAGAUGCAGAUUUGUCAGAAAUGGUGGAUUCGCCUUUUGGACGUAGCCUCUUUGUAUCAUCGAUUUUCCACAAAUCCUUUAUUGAAGUCAACGAAGAAGGAACAGUAGCAGCUGCUGCUUCUGCUGCACUGGGGACUAUAACAUCAAUGGCGUUACCUAUGAAUCCUCUGAACUUUGAAGCUGAUCACCCAUUUAUGUUCCUGAUUAGAGAAGACACGACAGGCGUGGUGCUGUUCACUGGGCAUGUUCUUAAUCCAUCAAUUGCUCAGUCGAUCUCCUUGGAACUUGGCCAAUCUUUUUUUUUUCCCUGAAAUGUACCGAGUUUCAUGCAAGAACAUUUGCUGGUUGGUGUUAGGAAUGUAUCUAUUUUCAGAUACUGAUCCUUUUAGUGAUUAAUAAAGUGUUUUUUGUUCCCUAGUGAUGCAUUUGAUUAG